Messenger RNA from Physcomitrium patens, 2116 nucleotides. RefSeq lists its product as uncharacterized. The record is from RefSeq and is a predicted model, not a curated record. Gene Ontology annotation, molecular function: translation initiation factor activity; guanyl-nucleotide exchange factor activity. Lineage: Eukaryota; Viridiplantae; Streptophyta; Bryopsida; Funariales; Funariaceae. Gene Ontology annotation, biological process: cytoplasmic translational initiation; biosynthetic process. Gene Ontology annotation, cellular component: eukaryotic translation initiation factor 2B complex; guanyl-nucleotide exchange factor complex.
GUAUCUUUGCACUGGCACAUCAUUUCCUACAGAAGGGCUCAGCUCCCAGACAUGCACGUUUCAGCUCUAAGGCUACAAAAUAGUUUUCGGCUAGCUGAAAGUUGCCGUCUUGAAACCUAGAUCCUUUAUCAUCCUCGCAGCAUUUGACGCUUGAGCACAAUGUUGACCAAUAGGGUAAACAGCAAUUGAUACAGCAAGUCCGGCACUUCGGUAGUUCCUAAGAGGGAGGCAUAAGCAUCAUGAAAGAAGUGAGAUUAAAUUCGUUAACUUGACGUCACCUUAAACACUGGGAUUAGAGCGGCCACAUGUCAACUCUUAAAGUUUAUUCAUAACAUCCUUCCUUCGUUAUUUGAGUGUGACGCAAGUUCUCGCAACUGUGCUGUGGCUUGCCUGCACUGAAACCUAGAUUUCGUAGUUUGUGUACCAUGGAGCAGUGAUUGACUAUUCGAGGGGAUUCUCCGGGCAUCCACCGCAGUAGCGGAGCUGAAACAGGGGUUCGAGUUGUUUUUAAUGUAGGUUUUUGAGUGCUUUCAAAGUGUUAGGAAAACACAGUCGGAUCAGCAGGGCUUCUUGCUCGGACAAUGGGUUCAGCUAUGAAUUUCCAGGUGGUAGUGCUCGCCGGGGGGGUUUCCAAAAAGCUCCAUCCGCUGGUAUCGAAAGAUGUUCCCAAGGCGUUGCUACCGCUGGGCAACAAGCCUGUGCUGUCGUAUGUACUGGAGCUCUUGGAGACUAGCAGUUUGAAGGAAAUUAUCCUUGUGGUCGCUGGAGAAGACGCUGCGCUGUGUGUUAGUAAUUGGGUGGCGGAGACCGUCCACGAUCGUCUUCGUGUUGAGGUGAUUGCUGCUCCGGAGGAUUCCGACACUGCUGACGCCUUAAGGUCUGUCAUGCACCGCUUGACGGCAGAGGACUUCCUGGUGGUGAGCGGGGAUCUUGUCUCGGAUGUGCCUAUUGGGGCUGUGGCAGCUACACAUCGACGACAGGGAGCUUUAAUCACAGCGUUGCUGUGUAACCGUGCGUUGCUUGGUUCAUCUGAACCUGGUAGUGAGAAGAUUAAGCUGCAGCCUGUGUCGGAUAUUAUUGGUUUGGACUCGACGCAACAGCAUCUUCUGUAUGUAGCUCCAGGCGCGGAGAUUGAGCGGGAUUUGCGAGUGCGACGCAGCCUACUUCGGGCUGUUGGAAACAUGGAAAUUCGAACAGAUCUUGUGGACGCCCAUCUAUAUGCCUUCAACAGGUUAUUGGUUCAGGGUGUUCUGGAGUCUAGACCAACUAUAAAGAGCAUCAAGCAAGAUUUGGUUCCUUACCUGGUAAGAACUCAACUGCGUUUAGGAGUCCCUUCGACAACGGUGGGAUCUCCUGCAGAGGAUAAGGACAAUCAACAUCCGCCUUCACUUCCAGACACGGAAGUUUUUGCUCAGUUGCUUCGGUCUUCCCAAUGUCAGCAUCGUGCUACAGCUUCUUCAUCGCCGCUAAAGUGCUGUACUUAUAUUGCAAGCAAAGGCAAAUUCUGCGUGCGGGUUAAUUCUUUGCAGGCAUACCUCGAUAUGAACAGAGAGAUUGCAGGAGAAGCAAUCCAUCUGACAGGCUAUGAAGUUUCUUCCCACAAUAAUGUCAUUCAUGAAACGUCACAAUUGGGUUGGAAGUCUACUGUGGGCCCUCAGUGUAUGCUAGGAGAAGGCUCCACCCUUGGUGAGAGGUGCAGUGUGAAGAGGUCAGUCGUUGGCAGGCACUGUCGCAUCGGUUCAAACGUGAAAAUCAUGAACUCGGUGGUAAUGGAUUACGUGACUGUUGAGGAUGGAUGUACCAUCCAGAACUCUAUCAUCUGCAGUAAUGCGAAUUUGCAGGAGCGGUGUUGUUUGAAGGAUUGUCAGGUGGGUACCGGUUACAUUGUGACUGCCCGAUUAGAGCUUAAGGGUGAGGCACUAGCGAAGAAGGAGAAGCUAUGAGCUCACAGUUGUGAACAAACAAUUCUCAGUUGACGGCAUUUUUUUUCAGUCCAUGAUAUCAAGUGCAGGACUUGCCUUUUCCAGAGGUUCUAAGGAUGUGGGCCUUCAUGCUCCUUGUUCAUGUUUCAUGUGCAAUGUAAAACGAGUCCCCUGAGUGUCAAAUGUCUCUAUCA